This is a messenger RNA of Naegleria fowleri, 312 nucleotides long. RefSeq lists its product as uncharacterized. The transcript has a single exon. NCBI's taxonomy places the organism in Eukaryota, Heterolobosea, Eutetramitea, Acrasida, Naegleriidae. The record is from RefSeq and is a predicted model, not a curated record. Bases 1 to 312 code for a protein of 103 amino acids.
AUGAUGAACAGCAACACGCCCCCAAAACCUUCUCAAUUCUCUUCUUCGUCAUCGUCUGGAAACAACAACAAGGAAAUAACGUCUCCAACCACGAGAUUUAACAACUCCAAGGACUCUCCAUUGAAAAACAUUUUGUUGAUCAGUCCUCAGAGGAAGCGCUUGAUGGAAGAAACAAUUAGAAAAAUGUCUCCCGAAGAGAGGGAAUCGCUUGUGCAGGCAAUCUACGCAAAGAGUGGGAAGCUUUUAACUGAAUAUCACCAAAAUAUUUUCGAUCAAAAAACUGCCCACAUGAAACAAGAAUUGAACGAGUAG